This is a messenger RNA of Cynara cardunculus var. scolymus (artichoke), 2082 nucleotides long. RefSeq names its product protein FREE1. NCBI's taxonomy places the organism in Eukaryota, Viridiplantae, Streptophyta, Magnoliopsida, Asterales, Asteraceae. Gene Ontology annotation, biological process: multivesicular body assembly; intralumenal vesicle formation. Gene Ontology annotation, cellular component: ESCRT I complex; late endosome membrane. Gene Ontology annotation, molecular function: ubiquitin binding; metal ion binding. Bases 122 to 1852 code for a protein of 576 amino acids. The record is from RefSeq and is a predicted model, not a curated record. The transcript is spliced from 9 exons.
UCUUCCUCGUUUUCCUGUAUUUGAUCAUUGCUUCCUUCGAGAAGAAAACCAAACCCACACAGAUUCUUUUUCAUCUUCAUCGUUCCAUCGAUCAUUCAAUCGCCGACCACCGCCGGCCACCAUGCAACAAGGUGAUUACACCUCCACAACUCCAUAUUAUCACAAUUACCCACAAAACCCUAACCCUAAUCCUAUCCCAGAUAUCCACAAUCCACCCUUAACUUACGCCUCCGCCCCUCCUUUCACUUCCACCACCACCUACCAUGCUCCACCCUCCGAUUACUAUCCUUCUUACCCUCAGCACAAUCCUGAUCCUCUACCUCCGACUGCCCCUUCAUACUCUCCUGCCCCUCCAAACCCUAAUCCACAAUCCUCCCCUUUCCCCCAAUUUGAACAAUCGCACGCUCCUUAUCAAUCUCAACAACCUUUUCACCCACCUUAUGAUCAGCAUCAGGCGGCUCCCAGUUACCCUCCUCAACCACCGGCUUCGAUUCCUCCGAAUCCUAUCCCUUUGAACCACAGCUCAAGCUUUCAGUACUCAUCGUCUCUGUAUAAUAAUCCUAAUCCGUCGUCGGUUCCUGUUCAGGGUCCGGGUCCGGUUCCGCCUGUAUAUGAUGGUUCAUAUGAUACUGGUUAUGGUGGUGCUUAUGGUAGGAGCGUCUCGGAUCUAGCGGUUGGGGGUGCCGAUUAUUAUGGGAAAAGACCGGAUGUGGGGAUGUCUAGGUUUGAAUCAAGUGGUGGGUAUGGAGGUGAUGGGUAUGGUGAUGGUGUUUAUGCCUAUCAAGGGGGUAAGGUUGAGCCUUAUGGUUCUAGGGGUACUGCUCCCAAGUCCUCUACCUGGAAGGAGCAGGUAAUUUUUGAUGAUUUUGGGAGACCUAUUGGUUUACCUGGUAAGGACUCACCAUCGGUAUCGUCUCCAAAGAUUGUGAAGGCUGUCCCAAAGGCUGAGACACGGGAAGAUGUUAAGGGUGGGGUACAGAAGUUCAGGGUAAAGUUGUUGGCUGAAAGUGGUGGCCAGAGCACCAUGGAUGUUCUUUGCCAGAUUGGAUUGGAUGGAAUUCGAAUGCUUGAUCCCUCUACCAGUCGGACUUUGAGAAUAUAUCCUCUUGAUACAAUAACAAGAUGUGAAGUGUAUGAUUCAUCUACCUUUGCAUUUUGGUCCAAGAGUUCUGUAGACAUUGAGCCAAGGCGUAUAAGGCUGCAAUCCAAUAGUUACACUACAAACACAUUGUUGGACACAGUAACAGCAGCAACCAUUCAGGUUAAGGAGAUGGGUGGAAGGAGCAAACCUGCUGAUGCUAUUAAAGUGACUGAGCAGUCAACUGAAAAGAAAAAAGGUUUGGGUGACUGGAUGAACAUAAUUAAACCCCCAAAUGAGGAGAAAGAUCAUUGGGUACCUGAUGAAGCUGUUACAAAGUGUACUGGUUGUGGAUCGGAUUUCAGCGCUUUUAAUAGGAAGCAUCAUUGCCGAAACUGUGGAGAUAUUUUUUGUGACAAGUGCACCCAUGGAAGAAUUGCUCUUACAUCUGAAGAGAAUGCUCCUCAAGUUCGUGUUUGCGAUCGUUGCAUGUUAGAGGUAACUCACCGGUUGAGCAGUGCUAAGGAAUCUGCUGCUAGCAGAUCAUCUGGAUUGCAAAGCCAUGAAGAUCUUGCAAAGAAACUUCAGGAGGAGUUGGAAAGAAAUCACAAAUCAUCAUCAGGUUCUAAGUCGGAAGGGGGUUCUAGCAGACGGAUGAAAGAAGUUGCAUGCCCCACGUGUACCGUUCAUUUGCAGGUUCAAGUUCCUAGCUCGGGAUCUGAGACCAUCGAAUGUGGAGUUUGCCAGCAUCCGUUUCUUGUAAGUGCACGCUGAUUGUUUUGUUUUUUUGUUAACUUUUUGGGGUUUUAAUCAAUUCAUUGUGAUUUCACUACUACCAGUAGUAUAUUCAUGUUUUAAAUAACAUGGAUUUGUUUGGCUGGCUUAAUUGUGUGGUUUUGUUUCUCAAGAUUCUGUUCAACUCAUGUGUAAAUGUGUUCUGUGGAAUAUAUGGUGUUCAUGUACAAACAGUACAAGCCUUUUAUUGUGGAGUUGGUAAUGUUGCU